Messenger RNA from Panonychus citri (citrus red mite), 908 nucleotides. RefSeq names its product L-xylulose reductase-like. Gene Ontology annotation, biological process: glucose metabolic process; xylulose metabolic process. The record is from RefSeq and is a predicted model, not a curated record. Lineage: Eukaryota; Metazoa; Arthropoda; Arachnida; Trombidiformes; Tetranychidae. The transcript has a single exon. Gene Ontology annotation, molecular function: carbonyl reductase (NADPH) activity; L-xylulose reductase (NADPH) activity. Bases 86 to 823 code for a protein of 245 amino acids.
CAGCUUGAUUGUUUCAUUUUCAAUUGACUAACCUUCGUGUCUAUUGAUUAAAUUACACACAUAAGUUGUUACAAUUAAGUUAAUCAUGAAUGUUAAUUUGAAAGGUAAAAAUGUUUUGGUAACUGGUGCAAGUCGUGGUAUUGGCCUGCGUUUAGUUGAAAGGUUUGUCGAGGCCGAAGCGGCAAAAGUUUAUGCCGUUUGUAUUGAUGGUGAAGCAUUGGAAAAGCUCAAGGAAUCGUUACCUUCCGUUGAGACGCUAAUUGUUGACCUUAGUAAAUGGGAAGAGACUCGAGAGAGAUUAUCAUCACUGGACAUUGUCCAUUGUUUGGUUAAUUGUGCUGGUGUUGUUGAAUACACCGAAACGGGUCAGAUCACCGAGGCUCAAUGGGAUUUUCACUUUGAUGUCAAUACGAAAGCGAUUCUCAAUGUAAGUCAAAUCAUUUGUAAUAAGUUAAUCGCCGCGGGUGAGAAAGGAUCAGUGGUCAAUAUCUCAUCGAUUGCCUCGCACCGAUUUACUCCCAAUCAUUUGGUUUACUCGGCUUCCAAAGCAGCGGUGGAUAAUAUAACCUGUACUAUGGCCGUUGAUUAUGGUCGAAAAGGUAUUCGAGUUAAUUCAAUUAAUCCGACCGUUGUAUCUACACCAAUGGGCGCUAAAAUGUGGUCCGAUCCAGCUAAAAGUGGACCUUUACUUGAACGGACACCAACGGGUCGUUUUAAUACAACCGAUGAUAUCGCCGAUUUGAUACUUUUCCUGUUGAGUGAACGAGCAGCGAUGCUUAAUGGUGUCGUCCUACCGAUAGACGGUGGUUAUAGUAGAUGUUAAAUUGUUCACAAUUAGCGGUAAUUGUUCAACCUUAACAUAAGUAAAACAAAUGGCAAAAAUAAACAUAAAUCUGUUUUCAUUUAAA